AGGCGGAAAAAGCUUAAGAAAAAGCAAAGCCCCAUAAAUCAAAGCGAGCAGCCACAUUAUAAGUCAUUUCUCUACUCACCCACAAAGCACAGCAGCAUUAUUAAGAGCUUGGCCAAAAUAAUUAGUAGUAGCAGACGAGGAGAUUGGAUCCGGUGAAAUGGAGGAGAGCAUAUUGCAAUUGGGUAAGAGCUCGAAUGAACAGCUUGCUCUUCCUCUUCCUCUUGACGAUUUUGAUGCCGCCCAGAUUUUGAUGACGCUUGCCACUGCAACUACAUCUGCAAUUUCAUCCCUUUUCCACAUUCCCAACAAGCCCACUAAGCGGAAACGGAAGCGGAAUGCAAAAUUCCAUGAAUCCUCUGAUUCUGAUCAAUCUGAGGUUGAGAGGUCAUAUUCAUGUAGAAAAUGCAGCAGGAAAUUCUCUUCAUUUCAAGCUCUGGGUGGUCACAGAGCAAGCUGUUCCAAGUCCUGCAAUGGCGGACAGGACAUGCAGGAGGCAGAGGAGCAUACUCCACCUAAUUUCCAGUCUUUUCAUGGCUUCAAGGGUAUUUGUCCCAAUCAGGAAUCCAUUAAGAAAGCUAAAGUCCACAAAUGCCCUGUUUGCUAUAAAGUAUUUUCAUGUGGCCAAGCCUUGGGGGGUCACAAAAGGUGCCAUAAGACUUCAAUUUCUUCAGUGGAAGCUACUUGUUCCAGUCUUUCUUCAAUUGAGCACCAGCACAUUCCCCCUGUUAAAUCUGUCUGCCUUCUGGAUUUGAACAUGCUCGCUCCCCUUGAUUCUGAAGAUGAACAAGAGGAUUCAAAUGGCUCUUGCUCUCAGAUUGUUAAUUAUUCUUUGCCUCACCAUUAUUAUCAGAAAUUUGGAAUGGGCCCUUUUCACAGCAGGCCUGAGUGAGGAUCAAUGGAGAUCAACAGGUUGAUGUUUGACCCAGAUGAUGAAGCUCGUUGCAAAUUUAGAUUUACUCCGUUACAGGAGAGGAUGCUUUAAUUAAUGUUGCAAAAGUAGAUUAGAGUUACUACCUUGAGAUUUGAUUCAGAGAUAUUUAAAAUAAAUAAAUUAUGCUCUCCUAAGAGUCAAUUCAUAUUAUUUUAGUGUAGAUUCAGGUUCUGGAUCAGUUAAAUCUGAUUUGGUCCGUUCCAAAUUUCCAAUGGUGACACUGAGGGGUCUCUGACCAAAUCAAAUUACUGUUGAACAAUUCUUUAAUUUCAGAUAUUUCCUGUUCAAA
This is a messenger RNA of Cryptomeria japonica (Japanese cedar), 1220 nucleotides long. Its product is annotated as zinc finger protein ZAT3. The record is from RefSeq and is a predicted model, not a curated record. Bases 158 to 889 code for a protein of 243 amino acids. NCBI's taxonomy places the organism in Eukaryota, Viridiplantae, Streptophyta, Pinopsida, Cupressales, Cupressaceae. The transcript has a single exon.